Carassius gibelio (silver crucian carp) is the source of this 2669-nucleotide messenger RNA. It is a transcript of the gene slc25a15a, whose product is annotated as solute carrier family 25 member 15a. Gene Ontology annotation, biological process: mitochondrial L-ornithine transmembrane transport. NCBI's taxonomy places the organism in Eukaryota, Metazoa, Chordata, Actinopteri, Cypriniformes, Cyprinidae. Bases 369 to 1280 code for a protein of 303 amino acids. The record is from RefSeq and is a predicted model, not a curated record. Gene Ontology annotation, molecular function: L-ornithine transmembrane transporter activity. The transcript is spliced from 7 exons.
AAUAUCGCGUUUGAUGAAGUGACCUUGUGUCUCAAUCCUUAUGUUGAGUCAACAACUUCUGCAGGAUAUGACAGCAACACGACCGCCUUCUCUUAUUACCAAUGCACAUGGUUCCAGGAAGACCCCACAUGACGAGCCUUACACACCCGUGUCCUGCGUGUGUGGCAUGUACACACCUGUGGAGCUGAUCGAGGAAGUGCGAGGGUUAGUACUUCAGGUGUGUUUUUCGCCAGUAUUAAGGAGUACUUCUUACACAGGACGGGUUGUAACGAGGCUAUUCAACCAAGCACAUUAUUGGAUAUAGUCUGAAGGCAGUCAGUUAUCCAUAAGGAAGGGACGGAAGUGAUGCAAUAUUGAAGAAGUUAACUAUGGCUCCACAUCCUGUCACUCAGGCCAUUAUUGAUCUGUCAGCUGGAGCAUGUGGUGGGAUUGCAUGUGUGCUAAGCGGGCAGCCCUUUGAUACAGCCAAGGUGAAGAUGCAGACUUUCCCCAGCUUGUACAGAGGCUUUGUCCACUGCUUCGUCUCAGUCUAUAAACAGGUUGGACUGCGAGGGCUCUAUCAGGGCACCACACCUGCCCUCAUUGCCAACAUUGCUGAAAACGCUGUGCUCUUCAUGAGCUACGGCUUCUGCCAGAAUGUUGUCCGCUUUGUCUCAGGACUGGACCAAUCCGCAGAACUCAGUGAUGUUCAGAAGGCCUGCUCAGGCUCUGUUGCUUCUAUCUUCUCCUCUCUGGCUUUAUGCCCCACUGAACUGGUUAAAUGUCGGCUGCAGGCCAUGCAUGAAAUGGAGGCAUCCGGCAAGAUCGCCAGUGGACAGAAAAGCACGGUGUGGUCUGUUGUGAAAAAUGUGUUACGGACAAACGGACCUCUGGGUUUCUAUCAGGGUCUCACCACCACUAUAGUCCGUGAGAUACCUGGAUACUUCUGUUUCUUUGGAGGAUAUGAACUCAGCCGCUCAAUGUUUGCCCAACACAUGGGAAGAGACAAAGAGCACAUAGGUGUUGUGCCCUUGAUGUUCAGUGGUGGUUUUGGCGGUGCCUGUCUGUGGUUGGUUGUGUACCCCAUAGACUGUGUGAAGUCUCGCAUCCAGGUUCUGUCUUUAGCAGGGAAACAGGAAGGCUUCCUCAAGACUCUUAUGGGGAUUUUACGAAAUGAGGGAGUGGCACCACUGUAUUCCGGUUUGACCCCUACUAUGAUCCGAACAUUUCCUGCAAAUGGAGCUCUCUUUUUAGCCUAUGAAGUCAGUCGCAAGAUAAUGAUGCAACAGUUUGAACACUGAGUCCAGUCUUUUUAAUGCCAUAUUUGGUUGCUUUUAAAACAUCCUUAAUGAUGUCUUGGUAUACACAUAUCUGAACAACUUUAAAGGCUAAAAAGGCCUGUGUUUGACAGAUGUGUGAACAAACAAUACUGUAUUUUAUUUUUUUGGUGUUUUAUAAAAUGCACUCCUUAUGUUGCAACCUCUUGGACUUUACACAAAUACAACCACUUUACAAACACUUAAGCUGCACUGUCAUUUUCAUUUAAACAUGAUCAAAUAUUAAAGAAUUAAAACAGUUUAUUUAGAAAUUAAAUAUUAAUUUAUUAAGAGUUUUAUCAAAUAUUUGGAAUUAUUUACAGAGUAGUACUAUCAAUAUUAAAUUAAUAUUUAUAUUGUAUUAAUGAAAGAACUACAACUAUUACCAUGUUAAUUUAAGAAUAUUUUUUAUAUUUGUUUAUGAACACAUUUAUUCAUUUAUAUUAUUGUAUUUGUUUUUAUUUAUUUUUCUAUUAUUAGUUAUUUAUUUUUAGUUUGGAACUCCAUAGAACAAAGCUCCUUUCCAUACAAUGGCAGUUCACACUGACCAAACUGAUUAACUUUCAAAGGGACAAAAACAUAUUACAAACAUUUAAAAAGUUAUAGAAUUUGCUUUAAUAUAAACUGUCAUUAUGUCCAUAUUUACAACAUAAUCACUCCCGUCUGGUGAGUUCACAAACUUCUGCAAAUGGAUGACUGAAUCAGUGAGAUGAAUUAAAGAACCUAAUCAUUUAAAUUUGGUAAUUUUGGUAUGGUCAAACUGUUGGUGUGUCCUUGUCCAAAAUUAUUUUAUAGUAUGAGAAUAUGCUACUUGUAUUGUGUUUUUGUAGCAUUAUGAUGUGUUUGCCCCUACACACUAUUCAGCAAAUGUGCAAACCUGUUACCCAAUAUGCCAUAUGUCUUAAUAAUUGUAUUAUUAUUAUUAUUAGAUUUUCAUUAUUAAAAUAUUAAAUCAUCGUGUGUUCAUUUUGAUCCCCCUUAUAAACUGCAAUAUUUUUAUAUGGGUUUUUUAUGUAAAAAAAUUGCUUCCCACAAGCAAAUGUUUGGACUGAGAAUGCCAAAAGCAAUGCUCUACAGGCCUACUAGGAUCAAUUGUAGAAAAUCAGUGAUUACAGCCCUACAGUUUAAUAUUAUUUCUGAGCCAAAUAUGAAGGAAUAUAUUUAAAUCCACAUCAGGAAGAACAUACAACACAAGCAACUCAAGUGUGUUAUUAUAUCUCCGUGUAGGUGAUUGCAGCUGAGGAUGAGAUGAACGCCUCACAGGAACUGAAGGAAGCGUCUCUGCUGAUCGCUGAGUCACCAUUAGCUCUGCGGCUAUGAUACCUCCAGACUCUAAACACCAUCGCAGUAGAAAUAAACUCCUCCAUCAUCUUC